This is a messenger RNA of Camelina sativa (false flax), 1578 nucleotides long. It is a transcript of the gene BOA, whose product is annotated as Homeodomain-like superfamily protein. The record is from RefSeq and is a predicted model, not a curated record. Gene Ontology annotation, molecular function: DNA-binding transcription factor activity; DNA binding. Gene Ontology annotation, biological process: regulation of DNA-templated transcription. Gene Ontology annotation, cellular component: nucleus. NCBI's taxonomy places the organism in Eukaryota, Viridiplantae, Streptophyta, Magnoliopsida, Brassicales, Brassicaceae.
GGCCAAAAAAAAAAAAAAAAAAUCGAUUUUUCUAAAUUUCCCAAAAGAAUUUGGAAAAAAACUAGGCUAUACGAAUUUUCCGGUCUUCUUCUCCGAUCUCUGAUCCGAAAAUUUCUACAACAUGUUGUUGUAGUUUGAGCUUCAAGAUGACUUGAUUGAUUUUGGAAUCCGUAAUUAAAGAAGAGAGAGUGUGAAAAAUGGGGAAGGAAGUUAGGAUGAGCGAUUACGGUGACGACGACGGAGAAGACGAUGAACACGAUAAGGUUCCGGAAUGGGAGAUUGGAUUACCGGAAGGAGAUGAUUUGACUCCGUUGUCUCAAUCUCUAGUCCCGUCGAUUCUGGCGUUAGCUUUUAGUAUAAUCCCAGAACGGAGCCGUACGAUUCACGACGUCGACCGUGCGUCGCGAGUCACGAUCUCUUCGUUGCGGAGCAGCAGCAGUGGGAAUGGUUACUCGGCAGCGACGGAGGAGGUCGUAGUAGUAGUAGAUCGAGUUGGAUCGAGUAGUCAUGGAUCUGAUCCGAAGAAACAGAGGAGAUCAGACGGAGGAGGCGGUGAGGCUGCUGCGGUUGAUUCCAUGGCGGAGGAGGAAGGUGAUUCAGGGACUGAGAAGACAUUGAAACGACCGCGUUUAGUUUGGACUCCUCAGCUUCACAAGAGAUUCGUUGACGUUGUUGAUCACUUGGGGAUUAAAUCCGCGGUUCCGAAGACGAUUAUGCAGCUGAUGAACGUUGAAGGGCUUAGCCGUGAAAACGUCGCGUCUCAUUUGCAAAAGUAUAGGCUUUACUUAAAACGGAUUCAAGGUUUGACGACGGAGGAUGGUCCGUAUUCGUCUGAUCAGCUCUUCUCUUCGACGCCGGUGCCUCCACAGAGCUUUCAAGACGGCGGAGGAAGUAACGGAGCUACCGGGAAAUUAGGAGUUCCUUCGAUGAUCCCGAUGCCAGUUUAUGGGAAUCACGUUGGUAUGAUGCAAGGACAAUAUCAUCAGUAUCGUGACCAUGGAAAUGAAUCAAACCAGUAUAUGAUGCAGCAGCAGAAUAGGUUUGGAACCAUGGUUACCUCUCCUUCUGUUGGUGGUGGUGGUGACGUGAAUGACAAGUAAUUAGGUUCUUGGCUUCUGGUUUCUUUUCUGCUUCGCUACGUCCUCGUGAAUUUUAGUUUCUCACACAUGUCCUCAUUGCAUUUGUAUAGUAAAUGAUUCGAGAAAAAUAGCGUUGAAGCCUGGGGUUAUUGGAGAAUGAAGCCUUCUAUGAGUGAAUUAGUUUCACUGUUUCCAUUCUUAUGAGGUAGAUAAAGCAUUCUUUGCUUAUCAUCACUUGUAGUCUUGUUAAAUCCAAGAUAUCCCAUCAUGUUUGUUCGUUUUGUUAAUUGUUAUCUGUCUUUGGAUAAUGAAGAUAGCAUCAGACAAGACCCUCAUGUUUCCUCACUAUGACAAGUACCUCUUUGAUUUAUCGUUUCUUAUAUUAAAAUAGUUUUUCUCCUUCUUAAAGAAAAAUAUCUUUUGAUUGCGUUGGAGGGUCAGGGUCAGUGGCCACACGCCAAUAAACUCCAAGUCCUAUAACCAUAAGGAAGAAAGUGAC